Molecule: messenger RNA, 993 nt
Organism: Phaeodactylum tricornutum CCAP 1055/1
Lineage: Eukaryota; Bacillariophyta; Bacillariophyceae; Surirellales; Neidiaceae
Exons: 2
Coding region: 1-993 (330 amino acids)
Source: RefSeq, a predicted model, not a curated record
AUGAUAGGUUUUCGCCUCUAUUACUGCUUCAGCUUACUUUGCUUUGCUGUGGGGGAGCAAGAUAGCCGAGUACGCCGUCUGCGGAAACAAAAAAGUACAGGGAUGCGCCGCCUUUCGAGAAAAAAUACCGACGCGGCACUCCGGCUACUGGAAGAGCAAGAUUUGCAAAGCAAAGAGAAUACUUCGGGAGAAAACGAUAGUCAAAACGAAAUUCAGCUUUGUCUUGAAACUCUGAGGCAAGUUGCUGUAAACGACAAACUGUCGCACCGUGAAUAUGUCAAGUUUCUGUUUGAUCUGUCUGGAGGCGACGUAGACGUGAGAAAUUUUACGAGUUUGAGCCCAAGUUUCAAAGCUGUUUUCGACGCAACUGCCUGUCCCGCUGAUACCGAAUGUGCCGUCGAUCAUCCGUUCGUUUCAUUAAAGUCGGGUCAAAAGUCAGAGCAACUGCAGCAGCUCCUUUGCGUUGGUGCCAUGUCCGAAAUUCGCACCGAAGUUUCCGUGUCGUUCGAAUACACAAUUCGAUACAACAGUGUAUUGAUUUCCGACGAGAAAGUGAUCGUGUGCUUGGAAAACGGCUCUGAGAACUUUUUAAGGGAUAGCUUUGGCUGUGAGCAAGUCGUGCCGAAGCGGCAACGAAAGUUGCCUUCGGCGUCCGCGCCAAAGUCCGACUUAAAUCUCGACUCUGACUUUCGCCGUAUGCUGGACGAGGAGGGAUUUCGUGACCUGCAACUGAGUAUGGACACUGGAACCGAUAGCUGUCGAUACAAUGCAGACGUAGUAAUUGACAUGCUGACGACCUUUGACUGUGAUCCUCCCACUGUGGACCCUGAUUUCGAGUGUCUAUUGGUGCGCUCCACGGCAACAGUCUCGGCACCGGCAAUGGAUGAGCCGUCCGAGUCGGAGUUACGGACGGAAGUGACUAUGAUGCUACGCAAUGGUAUCAAUGGUGACCAGAUCGGCGCUUUUUUACCUUCUGAUUGUGUGCUGGCAUGA